CCCGGCCUCUCGCCGUCUCCGCCAUUGCGCUCAGAGGAAGUAGAGCGCCAGGUUGCGAAGGGGGCUGCCCGCGACCGACACCGUACCCUUCCCAGCGUCCACGAUCCACCAAGCCGAGCGCGGGGCUGCCCGGCCUCGCCGCGGCGUGGCGCAAAAGCCUUCCUCACCAAGCCCCAAGCGGCGCCCGCGCGCGGCGGCGCGCCGGCGGCGCGCGCACCGCCCGUGCGCUGCCCGGCACGCCCGACCCCGCGCCGCCGGCGCCCGCGCCCGGCGCCGCCCCGCGCGCGCCGCGCGCCCCGCCGCGGCCGCAACGCCUCCGCCAAGCGCCCCCCCACGCCGCCGCCGCGACCCGCCCCCCGCGCAGGCCACCAUGGGCUGGUUCGAGAAGCUCUACCAGAAGGGCUGCUCCGCCAGCGGCGCCGCGAAAGAAGAACAAGCUAAAAAGCUCCGACAGAACGUCACCAUGACGGAACACCAGGUCGAGCUCGAGGACCUGCUGAAGGGCUACAAGACCAGUCAAGAGAGGGGCCUGACGCCGGAGCAAGCGGCCGCGAACUUGGCCGAGUUCGGCACGAACGAGCUCACCCCCCCACCAAAAACGCCGGAGUGGGUCAAGUUCAUGGACGAGAUGACGGGCGAGUUCAACUUAUUAUUGUGGGCGGCCGGCGUGGCCUGCUUCGUGAGUUACGGCAUGCUGCCGCAGGCCGACAACCUCUACCUUGGGGUCGUGUUGUUCUGCGUCGUCACGGUGACCGGAGUGUUUUCCUAUUUACAAAACGCCAAGUCCGACAACAUGAUGAACGAGUUCAAGUCCAUGCGGCCGCCGCGCGUGACCGUCGUGCGGGGCGGGGAAGUCAGCUUUGUGGACGCGGCUUUGAUUACCAUUGGUGACAUCGUCAAGUUAGAACAAGGAGACUUAGUCCCGGCUGAUAUAAGAGUAUUAGAAUGCUCGCCGAACAUGUGCGUCGACAAUUCUUCGUUAACUGGAGAAUCGGAUCCGAUCAAGCGCAAGCCGGAAUGCACGAACGCGGACCCGUUGGAAACGGCGAACUUGUGCUUCUUCGGCACGCAAGUGCCGGAAGGCUCCUGCGUCGGCGUCGUCGUCAAGAUCGCGGACAACACCGUGCGCUCGCCGCGUCUUGACUGGUAAAGGUGCCUUCACUUUGUUGGUGGGACUCGUAUCAUGUUGUGGGUGGUCUCUUUUUUGAUUUUGAGUGAAUUCGGACCGUCAUCAUCACACGAGAGUCUCCGCACAGGUCAUCGGCAAGAUCGCGCAGCUCGCCCUCUCCACGGAAGCCGAGCAGACGCCAAUAAAUAAGGAGAUCCACCACUUCAUCCAGAUCAUCUCCGCGAUCGCGUUUGCCCUUGGUAUUAGUUUCUUUGCCGCGGCGCUCGGCAUGGGCCAAGACGCCGUUACUUCAUUGGUUUUUAUGAUUGGGAUCAUCGUGGCCAACGUGCGUAUCUCGGCGUCCCGUCGUGUAGAGACGCCUUCACGCCAUCGACGCGACGCGUGGCCAUCUCACGACGACGUGGGUGGUUUCUUUUUGGAUUUCGAGCCAUUUCGGACCGCGUCGGGGCCGUCGUCGCGGCGUGGCAGAGAGAGAGUGCGCGGUCGCGGCGAUGGCGUCGAGGCGAUGCCGCACCGCCUCGACGUCGUCGAUGCGGUCGCCAGAGCGCCCACGCACCUCGUGAGAGAGUCGCGGUCGUGUCGUGACGGCGUCGUGCCACGCAGGUGCCCGAGGGGCUGCUGGCGACGGUGACCGUCUGUCUCACUCUCACAGCGAAGAGGAUGUACACGAAGAAGGUCAUGGUCAAGAACUUGGAGGGUGCGGGCUCAGCGUCGUAUCUCGCCGUUCCGCGGUGCUGCGGCGCCUUCACGCCAUCGAGGCGACUCGUGUCCAUCAGACGACGUCGUGGGUGGUUUCUUUGUUGAUUUUGGGCCGAUUCGGACCACGUCGGGGCCCGCGGCGUGUCAGAGAGUCACCGUGACGCCGUCGACGCGGCCGCCGGAGCGCCCAGGCGCCUCGCGAGAGAGUCGCGGUCGCGGCGAUGGCGUCUUCACACAGGCGUCGAGACGCUCGGCAGCACGUCCUGCAUCUGCUCCGACAAGACGGGCACGCUCACCCAGAACAUCAUGACCGUCGCGCAAGUCGUCUACGACACGAACGGCGCGCCCAAGAUCCAGGACGCCGGGUCCUCAUUUACCAAAGGAAUUUCGACCUUUGAUACUGAAAGUGCGGGUUUUAAGGCCCUGGUCAAGUGUAGUACCUUGUGCAACACGUGCAACUUCGACAAGUACUUCGAAGACGAGGUGACGGGCAAAAGAGUCCUGUUACCCUUCUCCAAGGUCCGGGUCCAGGGCGACGGCUCCACGAUCACGGAAAUCCUCUGGAAGACGCGGGGCAACGCGUCGGAGGGCGCCAUGAUCAAGUUCGCCCAGGGCGGCCCGAUCCAGGCCUGCUUCGGGAAAAGAGACGUGGACGAGAUGCGCCGCGACUUCGGCAAGGUCUUCGACAUCCCCUUCAACAGCAAGAACAAGUACCAGGCGCGGCCGCGGCGUCCCGUCAUGUCCAUGAGACUCGUCUCCAUCUCACGAUGCCGUGGGUGGUUUCUUUUUCGAGUUUGAGGCCGUUCGGACCGCGUCGGGGCCGUCGCGGCGUGUCACGCGUCGAUGGCGUCUUCACGAGACGUCAUCGCCGUGAUCCCACGAGAGUCUACGUGGUCGUCAGGACGCCGCCGACGCGAUGCCACAUCGGACCGCGAUGCUCCGCGCAGGUCCACGUGCACUGCGAGUCGCCGGACCCCGAGAAUGACGACAAGGACCGGACGAUCUACAUGAAGGGCGCCCCCGAACGUAUUAUUGAUCGGUGCACGCAGUACAUGUGUGGCGACGGUCGCGUUGUGGAGUUCACUCAAGAACUGCGCAGUGAGGUCGAGAAGGCCCAGAUGGCCAUGGGCAACAACGGCUUACGCGUGCUAGGCUUCUGCACGAAAACCUUACCGAUCAAGGCCUACGGCAAGGCCUACCCUUGGUCCGACGGGAGAGAUUUGGGCAAGAGCACGGCGAACUUCCCGCUCGGCGCAUCCCGGCGUCCCGACGCGACUCGUCUCCAGGAAUGAUGGAAGUGACAUGUGUCACACGCAGGCGAAUCCAAGGCCCUCGCGUCGUACAAGGCCGGCAUGGUCGACGACAAGGGCAAGCCCUUAGAUCCGCCCCACCCGAAGUCGGGCGAAGGCUUGAUCUUCCUGGGACUCAUGGCCCUCGUCGACCCGCCGCGCGAGGCCGUGCCGGGCGCCGUCGCGAAGUGCAAAACAGCCGGCAUCAAGGUCAUCAUGGUCACCGGCGACCACCCGGGCACCGCCGAGGCCAUCGCGUACAAAGUGGGCAUCCUCUGGAGUCCGACGGCGCGGAAGAUCGAGGAGAUGAACGCGGCCGAAGGUCCGCUCUCCGCGUUUUGAAGUGUAGAGGCGCCUUCACGCCAUCGACGCGACUCGUCUCCGGGAGUGGUGGACGUGGGUCGUUUGUUUUUCGAUUUCGAGCCGAUUCGGACCGCGUCAGGGCCGUGCGGCGUGUCAGAGAGUACGCGGUCGCCGCGACGGCGUCGACGCGAUGCCGCGCCGCCUCGACGCCGUCGUGAUCAUCACACGAGAGUCAACGCAUCUGUACGACGCAGGCCUCCAGCCCGGCGACGUCGGCUACCAGGACCCGGCCCUCGCGCAAGCCAUCGUCGUGCCGGGCUGGGAGAUUAGUGAUGACGACCCCGUCGCGAAGUGGGACGCGAUCCUCGCGCACCCGCAGAUCGUGUUUGCUCGUACGAGCCCCCAACAAAAGCUCGUCAUCGUGGGCAACUGCCAGCGCGUCGGCCACGUCGUCGCCGUCACGGGCGACGGGGUGAACGACUCGCCGGCGCUCAAGAAGGCGGACAUCGGCGUCGCGAUGGGCAUCGCGGGCACGCCGGUCACGAAGAACGCCGUGCGUAUCUCGGCGUCCCAUUGUGUAGAGGCGCCUUCACGCCAUCGACGCGACUCGUAUCCAUCAGACGAGGUCGUUGGUGGUUUAUUUUUCGAAUCUGAGCCAUUUCGGACCGUGUCGAGCCGGAGUCACGAUGUCGGUCCGAAUCAACUCGAAAUCGGAAAUAAAACCACCCACCACCUCGUCUGACGGACACGAGUCGCGUCGACGCCGCGAGAGUGCCCAAACACCGCGGCAACACGCGAAACCGCCGCCACACGCAGGCGGACAUGAUCCUCCUCGACGACAACUUCGCGAGUAUUGUGGCCGGCGUCGAGGAAGGGCGUUUGAUCUUCGACAACCUCAAGAAGUCCAUCUGUUAUACAUUAACCUCAAAUAUCCCCGAGAUCUCGCCGUUUCUCUGUUGGAUCGUCUUCCUCACGCCGAUGCCCCUCUCCACCGUGCUGAUCCUGGCGAUCGACUUGGGGACGGACAUGGUCCCGGCCAUCUCCAUGGCGUAUGAAGAUGCGGAAGCGGACAUCAUGAAGCGGCCGCCGCGCAACGCCGCAUGCUAUCGGUGUGGAAAUCGACGAGUGAGUCAGGUUAUCUUCGCGUCGACGGCGUCUGGGAGCGUCGUUCGACGCCAUCGACGCGAUCCUCGCUUCUCGCCGCGUGCGAGCGGUCGCGUCUCGCGAUCUCGGCACCGCGGCCCUGGUUUCGGCCCAAACUCGGACACGACGCCCCUUCGAUACAAUCGACCGUAUCCAGAGAGCCGCACCUCGCUCCGACCACGAGAGACCCCGAAUUGAAGUAUAACUUGAACUUUCACGCAGGCCACGGACCACCUCGUGACCGGGAAACUCAUGUGCCUCGCCUAUCUACAAAUAGGCGUCAUGCAGGCCCUGGCCGGUUUUUACGCGUGGAUGCUCGUCCUGAACGACUAUGGAUUUCCUCCGGUGGUCUUGGUGGGCAACCCGGGCGCGACGGCGCCGACGGGCAAGCUAGGGUUUUUCGCCGACCAGGUCAUGUACUGCAAGUUCAAGGGCGGCCAGUACGUGAACGCCCUCGGUCAGGUGGACGAGGGCCAGGUCAUCGCGGGCGACAAGGACCCGUGGGCCGGCUCCGUCAGCGUCGGAGCUGGAUUGAGAAGGGACCCGUCGGAGGUCGGCCCGAGAAGGCAGUACCCGUUGUGGGAUCGAGGCGACGCGGGCUAUCUGGAGUCCUGCUCCUUCGCGGCGAAGAACUUUAACGGCCGGCGCGCGGCCCCGAAGGCCGGUCAGACGUGGAGCGGCGGCUUCGACUACCGCGACGCGGACACCUACAAGCGGAGGACGGACGGCCAGCCCCUGCCGACGGUCGAGUCGAUCUACGCCCUGCAGUCCCAGAAGUAUUUUGAAUAUGUGCCCUGGCGCGGCCGCAUGUCGGAGUUCUGGGACAGCAAGUGGCUCGCCUGGGACAUCACGCGGAGCGAAUUCAAACUGGCCAAGGGCGCCAAGGCCGGCGUAUUGGGAUACAAGAACAACAAGAAGGCGGCAACCUUCAGUUUCCUCGGCCAGCCGCCGGGCGUCUGGAGCGUUUGUCUGGGCAACGACGGCAAUCUCCAGGGCAAGGAGACGGACUCGGACCUGGUGAAGCUGCCCAAGAUGGACCAGCUCUACAAGGGCGUCAAGAUGGAACACGUCGACCUGCCGACGACCUGUGCGGGCGAGACGAAGUACCGGACGUGGUACAAGGACGCCGUCUUCUGCAACGGCGGCUACGACGCGAACGGCGACGCGAAGGGCGGCGCCGGCUGCGCGGACCUGGACGACGUGACGGCCAACCUCUUCUACUGCAAGCCCACGGACGGCGUUCCCUCUUGCAGACCCGACUGCGAGUCCGCGUCCCCGGCGGAGAUCGCGGCCGACAUCGCGGCCCACCCCAAGGCCGAGGACCGCACGAUCAAGCAGUGCCAGAACGUGGCCUCGCGCAUGGUCCAGAAGAACGCUUUGAUGCAUUCUCAGGCCGCGUAUUGGGUCAGUAUUGUGGUCGUGCAGUGGGCGGACCUGUUGAUCUGCAAGACGCGCUGGCUGUCGAUCAAGCAGCAGGGCCUGCGGAACUCGGUCCUGAACUUCGGGCUCUUCUUCGAGACGUUAUUGGCCGCCUGGCUGUGCUACGGCGGUAUUUUUAGCGUGCUCGGCGGGGUGGACAUCAAAUUUUUACGGCGCGUUCGUGCUGAAGCGUCGCGUCGUCCUCCACGCCAUCUUCAUGAUACCUGCUCGAUGGCGUGGCGAUGCCGGUUCUUUAUUGCUCGACCAGGACGGCCGCGCCAUCGCCGAGCAAUGACUUGGCAUCCGACACACUGGUUGAUUUCCACACAGGUGCUCGGCACGCAACCCAUAAGGUUCACGCACUGGAUGCCGGGCGUGCCCUGGUCCAUGAUGAUCUUCAUGUACGCCGCGGCGUUUUACUUAUUCUCUUUCGCCUCGACGGCGCCGGGGCGGGAGCACGCCGCGUCGAGGGACGAGAGGACAACGCCGACGCGGCGACGCCGCCGGGCGCGAGAGCAGGGACGAGAGGAGACCUCAACCACACGAAAACGCAGGUACGACGAGACGCGCAAGUACAUGAUGCGGGCGACGUCGCCCGAGGUCGUCGACGCGGUCACGGGCGCGAUCAAGCGCCAGGCCGGCUGGAUCGAGAAGUCGACCUACUACUAGUUGGACCCGGCGCGCAAUUCCCCUCCCCCCCCCC
Messenger RNA from Pelagomonas calceolata, 6685 nucleotides. The record is from the annotation of a GenBank genome assembly. Lineage: Eukaryota; Pelagophyceae; Pelagomonadales; Pelagomonadaceae.